CCGAGCCUGAGCCCGCCGGACGGGAGGCGGCCCAGCCGCGGGCUCGGCCUGGGCCCCAGCCCCGUCAGCAUGGCCGGCCGGACCGUGCGGGCCGAGACCCGGAGCCGGGCCAAGGAUGACAUCAAGAAGGUGAUGGCGACCAUCGAGAAGGUCCGGAGAUGGGAGAAGCGCUGGGUGACUGUGGGUGACACUUCCCUUCGUAUCUUCAAGUGGGUGCCAGUGGUGGACCCCCAGGAGGAGGAGCGCCGGAGGGCAGGUGGAGGGGCAGAGAGAUCCCGAGGCCGGGAGCGGAGGGGCAGGGGCGCCAGUCCCCGAGGGGGCGGCCCUCUCAUCCUGCUGGAUCUCAAUGAUGAGAACAGUAACCAGAGUUUCCAUUCGGAAGGCUCCCUGCAGAAGGGCACUGAGCCCAGCCCUGGGGGCACCCCCCAGCCCAGCCGCCCUGUGUCACCUGCUGGACCACCGGAAGGGGUCCCAGAGGAUGCUCAGCCCCCACAGCUGGGCCAGGAGAGAGAUCCUGGGGGCGUACCUGCGGGCAGCACGGAUGAACCCCCCAUGUUGACCAAGGAGGAGCCUGUUCCAGAAUUGUUGGAGGCUGAGGAUUCGGGAGUGAGGGUGACCAGGAGAGCCCUUCACGAGAAAGGCCUGAAAACAGAGCCUCUCAGGCGGCUUCUUCCCAGAAGAGGCCUCCGGACAAACGCCCGGCCCAGUUCCGCGGGGCCGCCGCCGCCGGAGCCCAGAGCUCCCGGGGGAGGAAGCAAGGCCCCGAGGGCACCCCGGACGAUCCCCCAAGGGAAGGGGAGGUGAGCCGGCUCCCCAGGCAAGGCGAGGCCCUGAGGCUUCCCUUGGCUGCCCCAAGAUCCAGCCACCCACCCGCUCCCCCCGAGGGCGCAGAGAGCUUCCCAGCUCCACGGCCACCGUGGGAUCAUCAGGGGCGCGCGGCCCCAGCCUGCCCCGAACCUAAGGUCACAGCACUCGUCUGGCUCACCACCGACACCCGCACAGAGCAGGAUCGACAGCCCCCCAAGUGAGGGAAAGGCUCCAGGCACAAUCUGACCCCGUUGAGCGCCGGAGGACGCAUCGCAGCCGGAGUGAGGGCGGGGCGCCGGGCCUCCACCCCGGGAAGGGCAGCCCGGGACGCGCCCCCUCUGCUCCUGGAGACCACAUGCCCUCCCCACUCCCUCCCUCCGGCCUCCCCGGAGGCCAGGCUAGCGGGUGGGUUCAUCCAGCGCCCGAAGACCUGCAGCAAGACCUCCCCACGGGGCCAGCCUCCCCGCAGGAAACCGACCUGGGCGGGCGGGGAGCGCCCAAAGCUUCUGGCACAGCCCCAGCGGACCGGAAAAUCCCCACCUGGAGAAGGCCCGGGGCGAGGGAGCCUGGCUGCACUGCUGGCCCUGUCCUAGGAAAUGUCGACAUCUCCAGUUGAUUGAGGGCUUACCCCGUGCCAGGCCUUGUGAUUUAUGGGAAUGAUCUCAUUCAAUCCUCACCACAUCCCUGGGCCAUUGGUGUUCUCAUUAUCAGCAUUUUACAGAAGAAGAAACUAAGUCUCAGAGAGGUUAAGGCACCAGCUCAAAGUCACACAGCCAGAAUGUGGCCGAACCAGCAUUCAGACCCAGGUCUGCCUGCCUGACCCCACAGCCCGCCCAAGGGCACCGCUUCUCCUGUUGGCACAUGAGUGAGGGGCACUGGUCUGACAGGACAUCUGCUUGUGAAGCAUCCAUUUUUCUCCUGGUGAUUAUAUAAAACACUUUUUAUACUAAAGUGAGCAGAUACUCACUGGAAUGCAAGUGAACAUUUGCACCAGCAAUUGAGAUGCAACUUGUGACAUCAUAGGAAUUUUAUGCCAAGUCCAACGCUUCAAGCUCAGCCCCUGGCUACCUGAGGUGCCCUCUUCUCAGACCUCUGCCUUUGGAGGGAUGGUGACCAGGGAAGCUCUGCCCUGGACCAGCUCCUGGAUGGAACCCUCCUGGAGGCCAAGGAAGAUGGCCUUUCCCCAGUUUUCCAUCCCAUUGAGUUGCUUAAGGAUGUUCAUUCAGUUUCUCUGGCCUAAUUUCCAAAUUCCUGACAGAUAUCAAUCUAGGAUUGGGGAUUGGAAACCUGGAAAUCUUAGGAACUCCUGAAAUCAUAUUAUUCUGUAUAUUUCCUAACUUUCUAUAUCUUUUUAUA
This is a messenger RNA of Cervus elaphus (red deer), 2163 nucleotides long. RefSeq names its product B-cell CLL/lymphoma 7 protein family member C-like. The transcript has a single exon. Lineage: Eukaryota; Metazoa; Chordata; Mammalia; Artiodactyla; Cervidae. The coding region runs from base 70 to 804 and encodes 244 amino acids. The record is from RefSeq and is a predicted model, not a curated record.